Molecule: messenger RNA, 6309 nt
Organism: Uranotaenia lowii
Lineage: Eukaryota; Metazoa; Arthropoda; Insecta; Diptera; Culicidae
Exons: 1
Coding region: 1-6309 (2102 amino acids)
Biological process (GO): DNA integration
Molecular function (GO): nucleic acid binding
Source: RefSeq, a predicted model, not a curated record
AUGGAAAACAACGGUAUGUUGUCGAAUCCCGACCAGCUAACUUGUGCGGAAAUCGCUACAGGAAACUGUCAUCUAUGUUCCGGAUCAGACAGUCUGGACAAUCUUGUCGGCUGUGACGAGUGCUCAGUUUGGGCGCACUAUGGUUGCGCAGGAGUUUCCUCCGCGGUAGAAGCCACGGAUCGUAGUUGGAAAUGCGAGCGAUGUAAGUCGAAAUCUAAUUCGGAAGUGCCAAACAAACCCAAGUCACGAUGUAGCAAACGAUCUUCACGCGCCGAACUGGAGCUGCAAAAACUAAAAGAAGAAAAGGAUUUGCAACUUAAGGCAUUAGAAGAAGAGGAGAAGGCCAGAAGAGAGUUUCAACAAAAGAAAACGCAGAUUGAAGCCGAAUAUCUGCGAAAGAAAUAUGUUUGUAUAGAAGCAUCGGAAGAAGGAAGCGUCAAAAGUCGAUCGAGUCAGGGUAGAAGUAAACAGAUCGUGGAAAACUGGUUGGAGAAAAGCCCGACGGAACCAACACCGGAGUUUGAGCUACCAGCACAGUUAUCCGCAGAUCAUCUACCCAGGUUAACGGAUAACAUUCGAUCGGAAAAGAGUAUAAUUCCCAACGUAGGGACACCUGAACAAUGCAGCUUAAUACCAACAUCUUCGUCUACACCGCAUAGCAGGCAGAUUCGGCCAACCGCCAGGACACAACCUGCUCCAUUGAUUUCACAAGAUUUGAGGAAUUAUUUGGAUGUAAUCCCACCCAUUGUUAGUGGCACCACAAAUACCCGUCUAGUUCCACGAGUGAGUUUUCCCAAUCAAGGAACCUUCCCGAAACCAGCACCGAAUGUGGCCUCCUUGGGAAGCUGGGAAGCCUUUAACAGUAUCAGUUUAUCCGGAAAGUCUUUAAAUCAACCGCCAAAUGCGCAUGGAAGUCCCCUGUCGACUAUUACCGAGGAGUCUAGGUUGUCUGAUGAGCUUCAGUUGAAUCAUGCUCAGUCCAUACCUAACUGUACACCAAUUAGCCUCAACUUUCCUUCGUUGCCCUCUCAAGGAGAUACGUUAUCUCAAAUGAGAUUACCGUUCACCCAUUCAGUGGAAUAUCAGGCAGGUUACGCGAUACCCAGAGCGCCACAGUUACUAAUUGAUGCUUCGGCAUCGGCAUCAGGUAACACUUUCCGCCCCAAUAUAAGCCCUAUUACCCAACCUGGUUCUAAAGUAACCUGGGUAUCCUAUCCAGGAACUGCGGUUCCAAUUCCAAGUGUAAGUGUCAACUCGCCUAUGCUACCGACAGCAAUUCUACAUGAUGCUGGUCCAACAACUGGGGAUAUGUUCCCACAAAACACAAACCUUUCUUUAAACCCAUUUAAAACGAACCAAGUAGAGAGAAGCUGUGGACCGACCAGCGCACAGCUAGCUGCCCGGCAAACAAUGCAAUGCAGGGACCUGCCAAAUUUUUCGGGAGAUCCAGAAGAGUGGCCACUAUUCUUUUGCACGUAUAAGAACAGCACCGAAAUGUGUGGGUACAAUAAUGCGGAAAAUUUAGCUAGACUUCAGAGAUGUCUGACGGGCCAAGCACGAGAAUCCGUAAAAAGUCAACUACUUAGUCCCGCACUUGUGCCGGAAAUUAUUGAAACAUUGCAAAUGUGUUACGGGCGCCCUGAACUUUUAAUCGACGCUAUGCUGAUGACUUUGCGUAAUACUCCGUGUCCGAAACAUGAAAACCUUCAAUCAAUAAUUACAUAUGGGCUAGCAGUGAAAAAUACGGUUGCAUACAUGAUGAAUGCCGAGCUCGUGGACCAUCUCUCAAAUCCGUCGCUAUUGAAGGAGCUUGUCGGAAAGCUUCCCACUCAAUUCCAAAUCGAAUGGUCACGCUUCAAAAGACAAAGCACGAAAGUCAACGUGGCAACCUUUGGAGAGUAUAUGUCCGAGCUAGUUGCUGUAACGGCAGAUCUAGUAACUCCGAAAAAUACUGGUUCCUUAGAGAAAGUUGGAAAGACAAGUCGAAAUAACCAAAAACUUUUUUUGCACUCGGAUGUCCAAGACACGAACACACAAGAGACCGCAAUCGACGAUAUAGCCCACCAAAAGGCCUGUGCGUAUUGUGUAGACCCCGCCCAUCAAGUGGCAAAUUGCCAGCUAUUUCAAGCCCUUGAUAUUGACGGAAGAUGGAAGGCUAUCAAGCGUAAAGGAAUGUGCUGGACCUGUCUAGUUCCUCACAAGAAAUGGCCUUGUCGGUCUAACAAAGAAUGUCGAGUAGAUGGAUGUAGAUCCAGACACCACGUUUUGUUACAUUCUCCUUCUGGAACUAAACCAAAGGAUAUAUCCACCCAAGCUCAACAAAAACCUCCGUCCGAAACGGCCCACCAAAAUCAUCAUUUGACAUCAUCAGAGGCUAUGUUUCGUUAUUUGCCUGUAACCGUUUUCGGACCAGACAAAAAGAUCGACACCUACGCUUUCCUCGACGACGGCUCAUCCUCGACCCUUGUUGAAGGCUCGUUAGCUAAAGAACUCGGCGUGUCAGGUCCACGCGAUACUUUAUGGCUCACAUGGACUGAUAACAUCAGUCGUGAGGAAAGAGAAUCUCAGCGUAUCUCGUUGGAGAUUUCAGGACGAGGAAUGGACAAUAAAUUCAAGAUUGAAAAUAUACGAACCGUAAAACAGCUGAAACUGCCUAGUCAAUCAUUCGACUACCUAAAGAUGCAAAAGAAGUAUUCGCAUUUGAAAGGACUUCCUUUGGAAAGCUACUUUGACGCGGUUCCUAAAAUAAUUAUCGGAAUAGAUCACGUGCACUUGCUCACGACACUCAGGGUCAGAGAAGGACACAGCGGAGAUCCAGUUGGCACCAAAACGCGAUUAGGUUGGUCCGUAUUCGGUAAACAGAAAGAAUUUGAAUUAGAUGAGGUCGGGCUAAACUUUCACAUGGAAUCCGAUCAAUCAGCUGUAGGUGAAGAUCAAUCGUUACAUGAAUUGAUGGGAAAUUUCUUUAGUCUGGAGGACCAAGUUGAACACUCGACUCGAGAAACUGCUUCCGAAAUUCGGGCACGUGAGAUUCUGGAAAAAACAACAACGCGUAUUGGGAAGCGAUUCGAAACCGGGCUACUCUGGAAAUACGACUAUCGUUGUUUUCCAGACAGCUAUCCUACCGCGGAACGAAGGUUACGGGGUUUGGAGAAACGUCUGGCUAAAGAUCCACAGUUGGAAGAGAAUGUGCGGCAACAAGUAGCAAGUUACAUCGAAAAAGGUUAUGCUCAUCUUGCGACGAACGAGGAGCUCGAGCAAACGAAUCCCGAUCACGUCUGGUAUCUACCUUUAGGUGUUGUAAGAAACCCAAAAAAACCAGAAAAAAUCAGACUUAUUUGGGACGCAGCAGCGAGAACCAACGGCGUCUCACUUAACGACAUGCUGGUCAAAGGCCCCGAUAUGCUUACCUCGUUACCAGCAGUAUUGACAAGAUUCCGACAGCGAAACAUAGCCAUAACCGGUGACAUCAGAGAAAUGUUUCACCAAGUCAGAAUCAGAUCCGAGGACAAGCAAGCACAAAGAUUCUUAUUCAGAAAUAAUCCCAAAACCUUACCACAAAUAUACGUGAUGGAUGUUGCAACAUUUGGGGCAACUUGUUCCCCUUGUAUCGCCCAAUUCAUCAAGAAUAAGAAUGCUGAACAGUAUGCUGAGACGUUGCCGGAGGCGGCCGAAGCCAUAAUAAAUGGACACUAUGUGGAUGAUUAUCUGGAAAGCCUCGAUACCCCAGAGGAAGCUGUCGAAAGGAUGAAACAAGUUCAAUACAUACAUCGCAUGGGCGGUUUUGAACUACGCAAUUUUUUAUCAAAUUCAGAAGAGGUGUUGGAAGAGCUAGGAGUUACGAAUCAACUGAUAGACAAGUCUUUGUUACUAGAUCCAGGAAAAGAUAGAGAGGAAGUAGCAGAAAGAGUGUUAGGCAUGAUUUGGAAACCAAAGACGGAUACGUUUACUUUCGGAACUGCGGUUCCACCAGGAAUCGAACCAUUGAUUACUGGAGGAACAAUACCGACCAAAAGGCAAGUGCUUCGUACGAUCAUGAGCCUGUAUGACCCGCUAGGUUUGGUGGCACACUUCAUCGUCCACGGAAAAAUAAUGAUGCAGGAGAUUUGGAAGUACGGAGCCUCUUGGGACGAACCGAUUCCUGACGAGCUUCAGGCUAGCUGGAUACAGUGGACAGGGCUCCUGAGAAAACUGAAUGAAGUAAGCGUUCCGAGGUGCUUCUUUCCGGGGAUGAAAUUCCUUUCAUCAACUGAACUUCAACUGCACGUACUAGUAGAUGCCAGUGAAGCGGCCUUUGCAAGUGUUGCCUACCUUCGAAUUGUGGAUAACGACACCCCUCGUUGUGCUCUUGUUGCAGCCAAGACAAAAGUAGCCCCACUUAAACCACUUUCCAUGCCGCGAUCUGAAUUACAAGCUGCGAUGAUCGGCGCCACACUUAUGUCUAAUGUUGUAAAAAUGAUAAAGCUACCAGUAACGAAGCGUUUCCUUUGGACAGAUUCUUUGACAGUUUUGUCUUGGUUGCGAACAGAUAGUCGGCGUUACCAUUCUUAUGUUUCGUAUCGAGUUGGAGAAAUUCUCACAAAAACAACCGUUAGCGAAUGGCGAUUUGUUCCUUCGAAGUUGAACGUAGCUGAUGAUGCAACCAAGUGGGGAAAUGGACCUAGUUUUUCUCCCGAAUGCCGAUGGUUCACUGGCCCAGAUUUUCUUCAUCAAUCCGAAGAAAUGUGGCCAAAAGAUAGAAGUUGUUCUCCGCCUCGAGACGAAUUAAAAACUGUGUUCCUUAAUCAUCAUGGACAUUUGAGAAUACCGCUUGUUGUCUUCGCAAACUUUUCUCGAUGGGAUCGCUUAUUGCGGUCAAUGGCCUAUGUAGUAAGAGCAGGAAAAAAAUUUAAAAAAAUUCCUGCAUCUGGACCCAUUACCGCAGCAGAGUUUCAGGCUGCAGAAACGUUCCUAUGGAAAGAAGUACAAGCAGAGGUAUUUGCAGAAGAGUAUGCAAUCCUGGAAAACAAUAAGAAUAAAAAUGAGCAACUGCCAAUACCGAAAUCUAGUCAACUUUACAAGCUAUCCCCGUACAUCGAUGAAGACGGCGUGAUUCGAAUGAACAGCAGGAUUGGGGCAGCCAACUUCGCCCCUUUCGAAGCUAAGUAUCCCAUUAUUCUUCCUAAAAACCACCACCUCACUUACCUCCUCGUCAACAGCUACCACCGGUGCUACCUGCAUUGCAAUAACGAAACAGUGUGCAAUGAAAUCCACCAACGUUUCCGCAUACCCAAUUUACGCGUGGUAGUUAGACAUGUAGCCAAUAAUUGUCCGUUGUGUCGAAUUCGCAGAGCUAAACCAAAACCACCGAUGAUGGCCCCUCUUCCGACUGGUCGUCUGGCUCCUUAUACCAAGCCUUUCACUCAUACGGGAAUCGACUAUUUUGGCCCGAUACUAGUGAAGCAAAACCGUAGCCUGGUGAAACGCUGGGGUGCACUCUUCACCUGUCUAACGAUAAGAGCAGUCCACAUCGAAAUUGUACACAGUCUUUCCUCAAACUCCUGCAUUAUGGCAAUACGGAGAUUUGUAGCUCGUCGAGGAUCCCCUUUGUCAUUUUAUUCGGACAAUGGAACCAAUUUCAAAGGAGCAAGCAAUAUCCUGACUGCAGAAUUGCGUGAAGUUCACGAAAAAUGUGCAAUAACCUUCACGAACGCGAGUACUCAGUGGAAUUUCAAUCCUCCUGUCGCGCCCCAUAUGGGAGGCGCCUGGGAGCGUAUGGUCCGUUCAAUUAAGGUGGCUAUGAAUGCGAUUGGUGAACAUCCUAGGAAUCCCUGUGAUGAAGUGCUGGAAACGGUUGCGCUAGAGGCUGAAGCUAUAGUGAACUCUCGACCACUGACCUAUGUCCCUCUUGGAAACACAGAUGCCGAAGCACUUACGCCUAACCAUUUCCUGCUAUACGGAGAAAAAUGUAUAACGCAACCAAUUCGUCCAGUGAAACUCGAUGGAGCAGCUUUACGUGAUAGUUGGCGCUUGUCACAAACUUUGGUCGAUAUGUUUUGGCUCAGAUGGAUUCGAGAGUAUUUACCAGUGAUUGCUCGUCGCACGAAAUGGUUCGACCCAAUCAAACCUUUAGAAGCCGGGGAUGUCGUCCUUAUUGUCAACGAAAAAAGACGAAAUGGUUGGGAACGCGGAUUGAUAAUAGAAGUCGUUAAAGGAGCAGAUGGGCAAGUACGGCAGGCAUACGUGCAAAGCGGAAAUGGAAUUAUCCGUCGACCAGCAACGGUACUAGCUCUGCUGGAUGUUAGUAGUUCAACAGAAGGAAGUUCUUGA